AUGACUAGUGUCAAAAUAAGUACUUGUUAUCUGUCAUUAUAUGGGACAUUUUGUGGACCAGAACAUUCACGUUAUUAAUAAAAGGAAUUGUGAAAUGUUAAUCAUAAAGCAACUGACUGUCUUAGAAAAUUUUAGAACUUGAAAUGAUUGAUUGUUAUUAAAAUGUUUAUAUAGGAAUUUAAUACUUUUUCGUACCAAUUACAGAAAGAAAUGAAAACACAUAAAUUGAUUGUUACAUAGGUGAUAAUUAUCUUUUUAUAUGAUACAUUAUUGACUGAAAAAAAAUGCAAAUGUGUUCCGAUAAAUGUAAAUCUGAUUUUGAAGAACAAUAAAAGGAAAUAAUUUUCGCUUCAAAAAAUGACAACUGGAUUAAAAAAAAUUCUGAUAUUGACCGGUUAUCUGGAAACCAUUUUCUUUUGCAACGCAUUGAAAUGUUGGAAGUGCAUCGCCCAUGACUGCGAUUUAGACCUUGAAGAUAAUUACAAGGCAUCAAAGGUCAAAUGUCAGGAUGGUCAAAUGUGUAUGAAAGUUCGGUACAGAAUGUUUGACAAUGUGACACACUAUGAUUCUGUGAUACGAACUUGUACUGACACUACUUGUGACACAUCCUCUAUGGAAGAUUUCAUCUCGUGUAUAUCCAACCCUGCAAAAUACAUGAUUGGAGGUUGCACGUUGAGAUCUUGUUGUGAUGACAAAGAUCUGUGUAAUUCUAGUAGAACAAUCUUUCCUUUGUCAUAUGUGCGAAUUCUAGCAUUGUGUAUUACAUUUAUCCUGUUCAACAAUUAUAUCAUAAACGAUGUCCAGACGUAGACUUAGUCACACUUUUGUA
This is a messenger RNA of Ruditapes philippinarum (Manila clam), 829 nucleotides long. RefSeq lists its product as uncharacterized. Bases 358 to 810 code for a protein of 150 amino acids. Lineage: Eukaryota; Metazoa; Mollusca; Bivalvia; Venerida; Veneridae. The transcript is spliced from 3 exons. The record is from RefSeq and is a predicted model, not a curated record.